Symbiodinium sp. CCMP2592 is the source of this 882-nucleotide messenger RNA. The record is from the annotation of a GenBank genome assembly. Lineage: Eukaryota; Dinophyceae; Suessiales; Symbiodiniaceae.
AUGUGGCUCAAAGUUGCAUGCUUUGGGGCACGCCAGCAUGAGGCACUAGAUGAGCUGCAGUGCAUGCACACGGAUGUGGACAGUCUCAUUAGCGGCUCAGUCGAUGUUGAUCUCAGGAGGACCAACACAUCCUUUUUGUUAGCAGGACCGCCUCCGCAGCAUAACGUCCGUCUACACAUGGACCGCCAUCAUCUGCGGAUGCCGUUGACGAGGCCCUGGAGUUUGAUGAAAGCGAGCCGUGGCAGCGAGCAGAAUGCGUCAACACGCCUGGCAUUCCUGGUGGUCGACCGUGCUCGGAUGUUGCGCCGCUCAGGCCUACUCUGCUUGGCAGCGCCGCUAGUGGCGUCCAAGCUGGUGCAAGCUGCUGGCUCUUUCGGAUCCUCCAAAGACGUGUCCAAGCCAGCCGCUGCUCAAAGCGUUGUUGCUUUCCGUGGAAGUUGUUAUGAUGUCAUCUAUGACGAGAAGGGUGGACCGCAAGAUCUCGGUCGCCUCGUCGUGUGCCCCUAUGGCUCGCCAGCGACAGGUGACGUCGCUGAGUGCUUGGAUCAGGUGAACCGCAUAGCUGCCGAGCGAAUCAAGAAGGACAUCGUGGUCCUGCUGGAUUUCACCGAUUUCGUGUGGCCUUCGCCGAUAAUGGCAUACAGCUGCUUCUUUCCGAUCAUUCGGGAGCGAUUGCCAGCGGAGGAGCUCCGAGAGAAGACCCAGGCCUUUGCAAUCGUGCAGAAGGAGCGCUUCUGGAUUCGUCCUGUGGUGGAUGCUGUGCUCCUCAUGGCGCAGCCAGAGACAGCUCCAAUCUUUGCUCAGGACCGCCACGAGGCCUCCGAUCUCAUCUCAAAGCGCUUUGAGAGCCAUGCGGCAAAGUCUGUGCCAUUGAUGGUUUAG